CUGGAAAACAAAAAGAGGAAAGUAUCGUCUCCGUCUCCGUCGCUCUCUCUCUCUCUCCCCGUCUGUGACACAGGAUCUGAGAUGGCGACCCUUAGGAAUCUGAAAAUCAAGACAUCGACUUGCAAGCGUAUCGUGAAGGAGCUUCAUUCGUAUGAGAAAGAGGUUGAGAGGGAAGCAACCAAGACUGCCGAUAUGAAAGAGAAAGGCGCUGAUCCUUAUGACCUCAAGCAACAGGAAAAUGUGCUCGCUGAAUCGAGGAUGAUGAUUCCUGAUUGUCGCAAGCGCCUAGAGGCCUCACUAGCUGACCUAAAAGGAACAUUGGCUGAAUUGGGGGAGAUGGACCAGAAAGAAGGCCCUGAAAUUGAAGAAGCCCGCACUAGCAUAACUGAGGUUGAACAGUUGUUUCAAACUGCAGGAGUUUAGUACGUCAGCUUGCGCAUCUGGUUAAAAAGAUUUGUUUCUAAAGAUGGUCAUGGGUGUGGUAUCACUAGCCUUUACUUUUAUAACUGAUGGAUAUUUUAUGUUUCUCUGAUGGAUUUUGGUGCAUUUGACAUGGCCAUGAUUUGUCAAAGAGGUGUACUUGAAAUUCAGAACUUGGGCUAUCACCAGUGCUUGCUUCUAGCCGUACAAAGCGGUGUCUAUCAUCUAUCUAUGUUUUAUUUGGUGCUACUGAUGUGACUUUAAUUCCAGUAUCUAAUACUAUUAACUAUCAGAAG
Ilex paraguariensis (yerba mate) is the source of this 716-nucleotide messenger RNA. NCBI's taxonomy places the organism in Eukaryota, Viridiplantae, Streptophyta, Magnoliopsida, Aquifoliales, Aquifoliaceae. The record is from the annotation of a GenBank genome assembly.